This is a messenger RNA of Zalophus californianus (California sea lion), 1428 nucleotides long. RefSeq names its product potassium channel tetramerization domain containing 14 (gene KCTD14). Lineage: Eukaryota; Metazoa; Chordata; Mammalia; Carnivora; Otariidae. The transcript has 2 exons. Gene Ontology annotation, molecular function: protein binding. The record is from RefSeq and is a predicted model, not a curated record. Gene Ontology annotation, biological process: protein homooligomerization. The coding region runs from base 343 to 1050 and encodes 235 amino acids.
CCAGGCUCAGGUACCGCGCACGUGGCGGGGCUGGGCGCCCAGCCACCUGCGGGACCAGAACGAUGAGUCUGAGCUCGGUGCCCCGCUCCCUGCGGCCCAACCAGGCCUCCCCCUCCGCGGGCCAGCCAGCGAUCUGAACAUCCCACCUUGGGGACUUCUGACUUCACAACAGCUCCAUAUUCCCGUUUUAUAAAUGAGGAAAGAGGCGUAGAGAGGGAAAAAGCUCUGCCAAAGGCCACAGGCUUUGCAAGCGUGGUCACCGGAACUUGCUUCUACAGCAGGCUCCUGGACGAAUAGUUUGUAAUAUUCUAUGGAUGAAAAUAAGCCACGAGCUCCCCAGAGAUGGCACUACUGCUUCACUCUGCCUUCUUGUGCCCUCAGGGAUCCCCUGUCGUGGAGCUUAACGUGGGAGGUGAGUUGUACACCACCACCAUGGGCACCCUAAGAAAACUCCCGGGUACAAAGCUGGCAGAGAUGUUCUUCGGCUCAGCUAAGCCCUGCACGGACGCAGAGGGCCGCUUCUUCAUCGAUCGCCCCGGCACCUAUUUCGGACCCAUCCUGGACUACCUGCGUAGCGAGCGGCUGCCCACGCACCACAUCCCGGAGGUGUACCGCGAGGCGCAGUUUUACGCAAUCAAGCCUUUGGUCAAGCUCCUGGAGGACACACCGCAGAUCUUCGGGGAGCAGGUGGCCCGGAAGCAGUUCUUGCUGCGGGUGCCAGGCUACAGCGAGAACCUGGAGCUCAUGGUGCGCCUGGCGCGCGCCGAGGCCAUGGCGGCACGCAGGUCCCCGGUGCUGGUGUGCGCCGUGCGCACUGAGGAGGAUGCGGCGCACUGCGCGGAUGCUCUGCGGAUCCUGGAGGCCGAAAAGAGGUCGGUUGUCAAGUUCGGCCCUUGGAAGGCGGCCCCGCAGGUCAAGGACCUCCUCGACUGCGUGAAGAUGGACAUUACAGCCCAGGGGUACCAGGUAUACUAUGAACCGUACUCCGGGAGGACAUUACGGGCCAAGUAUUUCAGUUACUUUUAUACAUUCGUCUUCAUCUGGUGGUGAUCCCCCAGGGGGCGGGGACAGUUUGUUUUGGGUUCUGGUGGGACUUAUGAAAUUAAAAGUUGCCUUCAAAAGACGUCUUCCUUUAAUUUAAAACAAACAAACAAACAAACAACCACUUCCAAGGUGGUCUAUGAGGCUUGCCCCCCAAUAAUUAUUUCCCUGUUGAGGAUUUUCCACUGAUUGCAACUGACUCCACUGUGCUUGCCUAGUGAGGUGCAGCUACUUCCUCUUUAAAGCCUCCCCUACCUGCCAGACCCUUCCCUGCAAGUCCAAAUGGCAAGGCUGAGAUGAGUUGGAAUGUUUCAACAAUCCUUCGGCUGGAGACGGUGGAUGAUAACAGGAAGAUAACAGAAUACCAUGAAUCUAGAUAAAAUGAUC